UGUGUGGGAUGGACACCUAUAUGAACAAGGGACUACGCCCGCUUUAAAGCUGAGGACCGGCAUUGAUCUAUAACCUACACGCUGCAGUUGCCGUUCGUGGUCAUGGAUGAUUUUGUCCGUAACACAUUAAAUGAAUGGGGCUUCAGCGAGUGGACUGAAAGAUUUGAAGAUCAACGUAUUGACACGGAGAGUCUUUAUUGUCUCGAUGAACACGAAAUCGACUCCUUGAUCCCAAUAGUGGGACCAAGGUCAAAGUUCAAGAAGAGACUCAAGUUGUUAAAGGAACAAAACACAGCAAAUCCAGAAACAGUUGAUUCGCCUACUCAAGUUUGUCCGUCCACCAGCGGCACAAGUGAUGAAGGAAAGAGAAGGUUGGAUCUUCAGGGCGAGUCUAGCCAAUCACCAACUAAAAAACAACGACUUAACACGAAACCAGGAUCAGACUCAGAAGAAAUCAUACUGUCUGAAGUGAAAACCAUCAUGAGAUAUGUCCAUCAGAAAAUACCUAGCCAAGACAACAAGCUAAACAAUUUCCUGAGGGAAAAAAUCUGUGGUUUGGAUACAGACAAGAGGGAGAAGGUCGGUGUCUUUGGCAAAAGCGGGGCUGGAAAGAGCUCUUUGAUAAAUGCCGUCAUUGGAGUGAAGGAUCUCUUGCCCUCUGGAAGAGUCAGUGCAUGUACCUCAGUCAUGAUUAAAGUGGAGGCUAACAUGCAGAACUCAAAGUAUGAGGCAGACAUUGAGUUCAUUACAGCAGAGGAGUGGACCGAUGAGCUGUGGUUCUUGUUAAACUUCCUCGGGGAUGAUGCGGAUCAGGAAAGUAAUCAGAAAGAUGACGAUGAUCGUCGGGAUAUUGUUGAAAAGCUGUCAGCACUGUAUGGAGAAGAUUGUGAAAAAAAAUCUCGUGAAGACCUCAUGGAUGGCAAAUAUUUCAGAGAGAUCCCAGAAUUUCGACUGCGCAAGAAGAAAACUUUGACAGGCGAAACAGCAAAAGAGCUAUCUGAAAAAUUAGUGAUAUACACAAGAAGCGACCCAAAAGAUGGAGAAGGUCAAGAAGUGAAAAGGUGGUAUUGGCCACUAGUGAAGUGUGUCACUAUCAGGGUGCCAAAUAAUGAUCUUCUUAAGCAUGUGACAAUUGUCGAUCUUCCUGGAAAUGGGGACCGUAACAAGGGCAGAGACAAGAUGUGGCAACAGGUCGUUGGAAGUUGUUCCACUGUGUGGAUCGUGACUGACAUGAAUCGAGCUGUGGCAGAGCCAGAAGCCUGGGAGAUCCUGAAAAGUGCCAGUAGCUUCAUGGGAAAUGCUGGCGAGUGUCGGCAUAUUCACUUUAUCUGCACCAAGUCUGAUCUUAUUGAAGAUUCAGAAGAUCGUUCAGCAGCUGGUGUUCGUGAUUUCAUAUUGAAAGCAAACGAUCAAGCAAAGAAAGAAGUGAGAAAAGAAUUCAGCAAACUACACACGGUUAAGAAACAUUUCAGUGAUAAAAGUUUCAAAGUGUUCACAGUGAGCUCCAAAGAGUUUCUAAAAACGAAACUUCUACAUAAAAAUGAUACUGAAAUACCCAAACUUCGGAAAUUUCUGCAGAAUCUCAAUGACCGUCACUCAGAGUCGUUAAACUAUGUGUCUAGAGCUCUUGGGAUUCUCUCUCUGAUUCAAGGGGCCAGCCGUAGAGAAGGGGCUGACAUAAAGACAGCUGUUUGCACAUUCCUGAAACAAAAGAUCAGGCAUGAACUUGACGUUACAGUUGAGCUUGAGAUGGUGAGGAACCACUACAAAGAACUGAUGGGAAGCCCAGCUGAAGAACCACAAACUGGUCUGCACAGCUGAUUACCAACUGAAGAGUCCUGGGGGAUUGCUGAUUAGAGCCGGGAGGCAUUUUGUUUUUAAUGAUUUAAUGAACUCUUUUUUUUCUUCUUCUUUAAUAUAUUCUUAAGUUUUUUUGUCCAAUUUUUUAUCUUAGUUUAGUAUUGGUUGAUGGGAAUUGAAAUUCCAAUGGUUUUAUGGGUGUUAAACAUACAUCCUGAACCUUGAUCACAGUACAUACUGUAGGUUUGAUUUGACAAAGACUUUAGGCUUCUCAAAGAAUGAUCUGACCUUUCUUCUUUAAUGUUCAAGGACAAAAUUAGCUUGCUGUGUUUUUUGCUGGUGUUUUUGAAAUGAGUUCAUUCAUUUAUGAAAUAUUUGAUAGAACUAGAUUAAUUCAUUCAUUCAUCUUCCAUAACCGCUUAUCCAGUUAAGGGUCGCGGGGGUGCUGGAGCCGAUCUCAGCUGUCAUUGGGCUAAGGCAGGGUACACCCUGGACAGGUCGCCAGUCUAUCACAGGGCCGACAUAUAUAGACAAACAACCAUUCACGUUCACAUCCACACCUAUGGGCAAUUUAGAGUCAUCAUUAACCUAAGGUGCAUGUCUUUGGACUGUGGGAGAAAGCCGGAGAACCCACGCUGACACGGGGAGAAAUAGAACUAAAUGAUAUUAAUAAACCAGCCCAUCUGGUUUCUCAUUAUUUACUGAACAAUUAUUUUGUUUUAAUCUUCACAGGUUUUGUCAUGGUAUACUGUCCAAUAAAGAUCACGUUCAAAGUGCCACAUGUACUUUGGCUUCUUUUUCUAAACAUCAGUUUCUAUUGAUAGAUAAGCAAACAAUUUCCAACUUUUUUCUUGUCAAUUUCUUUUUAAAACCUCUCAAAGACCUUACCUUAAAUUAAGUUUCCUGACACCAAUCUACAUUACAGUUCUCAAACACUUUUACUAACACACACCACAAAUACUAUACAUAUUAUAAAUGUGUGAUACAUUUUAACAUAGUAGGUUAGACCUGUUAGUCGGUGUGUUCAAUGUGUAAAGAUUUGUAAAUAUGCAUGUUUGUUGCUCAUUUACUCAGCAUCUAUGAGGUUUAUGUCUAUGAACUGAUAUGACAUUAACUUUGUCAUAUAAAAGCCAUGUUGUUUUGGACAAAAUUUAAGACAUCAUUUUAGAUGUAGAAAUCACUUCCCUUGUUUGACAUUGUUUUUGGAUGUGUACCCAAGUACGUUCACUGUGUUCUACUGGCUGUGUCCCAACUAGUUAUGCACUGCAUCAUGAGAUAUGUAACUGUCAAUAACUCCCUAGCGUUGCUUGUUGGUUCAAGCCAAAUUCACUGUAAAUAUUUCUUUAUUAAAUAUCUAUUUUAGGAA
Messenger RNA from Anoplopoma fimbria (sablefish), 3166 nucleotides. RefSeq names its product nuclear GTPase SLIP-GC-like. The transcript has 17 exons. The coding region runs from base 103 to 1821 and encodes 572 amino acids. Gene Ontology annotation, molecular function: GTPase activity. NCBI's taxonomy places the organism in Eukaryota, Metazoa, Chordata, Actinopteri, Perciformes, Anoplopomatidae. The record is from RefSeq and is a predicted model, not a curated record.